AUGCAGCGGGGCUUGGCUUCGCAGGCUUGUUUGCUGCUGCGGCUGUGGCUGGCUCAGGCUUUUGAAGACUCAGAGGGGGGCCGCCUCGUUAUGCUGCAUGUGGGACAGCUAGGCAAGAACGAGACGGACUCAAACGCCAACAACAACCCCACCUGCUUUUACGACCCGGCGCGAGAGUCGGUGCAACUGCGGUUCGUCGGCCAAGUUUCUAGUUUGCUGCUGGUGUGGCCAGCAAAGAAUGAAGGCGAGGCGCUGCUGCGGUACCCCACCUUUGCAUGCGCCAGCAGCAAAGGCUGGGGCAAGACCACCCGCGGAGUGGGAGCUUCCUGGUCUUUUUCCGAUAACUAUCUGUUCGUAAAGUUCCAGUUGGAACUGGGCCGCCUGGAGAACGAAGGGGAGGGGGCUGUGGAGACGAAGGUAUUUUCUUUCCAGGCCUAUCUCGAGGCUUCUUCGCGGCCUGCAGUGGACGCGUUUGCCCCUGCGGAGGCAGAGGGCAAAACGCCCGUUUCAUCCGAAUUAUUUGCAGGAGAUGUGAAUCUCCUUCGGUUUGAACUUCAAACCGGGCCUUCAGUGGCUGUAGUCAAGGCACAGCGGUUCGCCGUCACCACUGCUGUGCCCCCCGAGGUGAAGCCGGCGCCAUUCUCCAACGAGAUGAUCUGCGACGAAGCCCCAUUUCGAGGCGCCGUGGCCUCCCUGGGAAGCCGGAUUAAGGCGCUGCGGUGGUUCCGCACGGCCUCUGAGAAACAUGAAUAA
Eimeria tenella is the source of this 753-nucleotide messenger RNA. Its product is annotated as phosphatidylserine decarboxylase proenzyme, putative. The record is from RefSeq and is a predicted model, not a curated record. The transcript has 3 exons. The coding region runs from base 1 to 753 and encodes 250 amino acids. NCBI's taxonomy places the organism in Eukaryota, Apicomplexa, Conoidasida, Eucoccidiorida, Eimeriidae.